GUUGUAGUGACAGAGCCAUCGGGAAAGCCGUGGAUCAUUGCUUUUUCUAAACUCCAGAAGCAGAAAUAAUUUGAAAGCAAUGGAUUAACUGGGUCACUGCCUGAAAACAUCAUAGCUUUCUGCUGGAGGCACGCAGUUAGAUGUUUUCAGGACUUUGCCCUGAAAUUGUUUUGCAGUGGUAUAUUUUGUCAUUAUGAGAUGUCGUCUACCCGUGCUUCAUUUGUGCAAAUUAGAUUUGAUGACUUGCAGUUUUUUGAGAACUGCGGUGGAGGGAGUUUCGGGAGUGUCUACCGAGCCCGAUGGAUUUCUCAGGACAAGGAGGUGGCUGUAAAGAAGCUGCUCAAAAUAGAAAAAGAGGCAGAAAUACUCAGUGUGCUCAGUCACAAAAACAUCAUUCAGUUCUACGGAGCUGUCAUUGAACCUCCAAAUUAUGGCAUAGUUACAGAGUAUGCUUCUGCUGGCUCACUGUUUGAUUACAUUAAUAGCAACAAAAGUGAAGAGAUGGAUAUGGAUCAUAUCAUGACCUGGGCAACUGACAUAGCUAAAGGAAUGCACUAUUUACACAUGGAAGCUCCCGUCAAAGUAAUCCACAGGGAUCUGAAGUCCAGGAAUGUUGUUAUAGCUGCUGAUGGCGUGUUAAAGAUCUGUGAUUUUGGUGCCUCAAGGUUCCACUCCCAUACAACACACAUGUCAUUAGUGGGCACUUUUCCAUGGAUGGCCCCAGAAGUUAUACAGAGCCUCCCGGUGUCUGAAACAUGUGACACAUACUCGUACGGAGUGGUUCUCUGGGAGAUGCUAACAAGGGAGGUCCCCUUUAAAGGCUUGGAAGGAUUACAAGUAGCUUGGCUUGUAGUGGAAAAAAACGAGAGAUUAACCAUUCCAAGCAGUUGUCCCAGAAGUUUUGCAGAACUGAUGCACCAAUGUUGGGAUGCUGAUUCAAAGAAAAGGCCAUCUUUCAAGCAGAUCAUUUCAAUCUUGGAAUCUAUGUCAAAUGACAGCAACCUUCCAGACCAGUGUAACUCAUUCCUGCAUAACAAGGCAGAGUGGAGAUGUGAAAUUGAGGCAACCUUAGAGAGACUAAAGAAACUGGAGCGUGAUCUGAGCUUUAAAGAGCAGGAGCUAAAGGAACGGGAGCGACGUUUGAGGAUGUGGGAGCAGAAGUUAACCGAACAGUCCAAUACUCCUUUGCUGCCCUCCUUUGAUAUUUGUGCGUGGACCGAAGAAGAUGUGUUUUUCUGGAUGCAACAACUUACUAGAAAAGGCGAUGCUUCUGGUGAAAUGAGUGUAUAUGCUAGCUUGUUUAAGGACCAUCAUAUCACUGGGAAACGAUUGCUUCUUCUAGAAGAAGAGGAUUUAAAGGACAUGGGAAUUGUUUCCAGAGGACACAUCAUCCAUUUAAAGACUGCUAUUGAGAAGUUAACCCAUGACUACCUAAAUCUGUUUCAUUUUCCACCAUUAAUUAAGGAUUCUGCAGGUGGAGCUGAGGAAAACAUAGAGAAAGUAGUGAAUCUUGAACUCGUUUUUGGUUAUCACUUGAAGCCGGGAAAUGGUCCAAAGGAUUGUAAAUGGAAAAUGUACAUGGAGAUGGACGGGGAUGAAAUUGCAAUAACCUACAUAAAAGAUGUGACAUUCAACACUAACCUACCUGAUGUAGAGAUUUUAAAGAUGACAAAGCCACCAUUUGUAAUGGAGAAAUGGAUUGUGGGGAUAGAAGAACACCAGUCUGUAGAAUGUGUUGUUACGUAUGAGAGUGACGUUAGAGCUCCCAAAAGCACCAGGCACAUCCAAGCUAUCAGCUGGAGCAAGGUGAAAGCGCAGGAUGAGGUCGAGACAGUACAGCUCAUGAUACAGACCUCGCUCCCCAACUCGGAGGGGAAUUCACGGAGCAGAUCUGACUCAAGCAUCGACAGCCAGUGGAUGCAGACGCUGCGGAUGCACCAAAUAGCAAAAGCCAUUUCUCUCCAGCACGGCCACCCCCACAGCCCGACCACCGUCACCCACUACCUGCCCUACCUUCGAAGCCAGGACUCCUACGCCGCUGCCGUGAGGAGGACACGCGGUCCCGUCAGUUACCAGUUCACGUCCAUCAGCCACUCCAGAAACUCCUCUCCCCUCUCGCACAGUUUGGUGAGAAACCUCUCGAAUCUGCACCUGAACUCGAAAGGCAGCAGCACCUCCAGCACGGCCUCCGACACCCCUUCGGAGAGGGACAGGUCUGCCGGCAAAGGCAGAAACGCCUCGCACAGCGGGAACUCCCGCAGCUCCUCGGACGGGCGGUGCAGCGGGACCAGCUCCCCGGUGCCCCCCCGGCACUCGGGAAGAGCCUGCAGGACUUCCUCACCAGUGGCCCCCCCGGCCUCCCAGCACCGCAGGUACCCCCGCAGCCCCCCCCAGCUCAAGGCCAUCCCGGGCAUGCCCCCACAGGGUGAGAGCGAGCCCAGGAGGGGCGAAGGAGAGAGCAGAGUCAGCGAGGGGGGGUGGAUAAAGGUGCAGCAUGCAAAGAAGCCCCACAGGCAGACCGCUGGCAAGCCGGGGAAGGAGAGGCCCAAGGGGAGCUGGCGGGGCCGGAGGACGUUCUGAGGGAGGAAUUUGCCCCUUUAUUUGACUGACCAGCGGUUCAACCUAGAGAAGAUACGCCCGCUCCUAUUUACUUCACCACACGGAAGCUGGGACGCCACCUCCCUCGCUGGCCGGCGCAGCCCAGGGCCUGCCCGUGGAAGGGGAGAGCUGCCCACCUCCCCUCCUGUCACGGUCAGUGCCGAGGGGCUUCAUUUGAUUUUCUCCCCUCCGUUUGGCUGCUCAUGUUCUCAGCUGACUGGAUAGCCACUGAUUUGCUUAAUAUUUCAACAAUAAAAUCAGUAAGGCACAGCUGGGUGCCAUAACGAAAGGCUCUCCGUUUCAUCCUUAGGGAAGGAGUUGUGCUGCUGCUACAUCUUGCCUUGCUUAUGUCUCCAGAUGCCAAGUCCGGCUCUGAGGGGGUCUCCUCACCCCCUGUUCAGUCUGCUUCUGCCAGGGCUAUAGGAAGAAGUACUAUUUUUAUCAAACCAGCAUAGUCUGAAAAAACAGGAAUGCAGGGAGAUUUUUCUCAAGGUCCAUUCCAGUAGCUUCACUUCUCCACUUCCAGCUUGCCAUCCCCUCUCAGGAAUUUCUCACCUCGCUCUUUACUAACAGCCCCAACACCAGCUACCCGACACCACUGAGCACACUCUGUCACAUACACGGUUGUUGUAGUCAGAAGGAAAAACAAAAAAUAAGCUUUAUUCUUUUGGGGGAAAAAAUAAAAAUAGAGGGAGAAAAAGGCGUUCCCUUUAUCAUAGUUACAUCUAACCCCACUGAGGUCUAUGAUAAUGUUUAUCCCUCAGCAGCAGGCAUUUUUUAAUUGAAUUUUUAAAUGUGGCCAGACUGUGUCGCUUUUGUCUUUCAGUCUUCAGGUAUUAAAGACAAGGUCAGCAAAGUUUCUGAUUAAUGUGGUCUUUAGCUCCACCAAGAACAAAGACAUAGCUGUAGACUCGCUUGUCGUCAGAAAGUUUCUUCUUGGCCUUUUCACUCUAAGCUGAUUUCACACAAUUAAAAAGGAAAAAAAAAAAAAAAGUUAGGGUUUUCCAAGAUGCAAGAGGGGAAAAAAAAAGAAGAAACAGAUAAAAGGAGCUGAACCCAAAGCAACGCAUGAUACCCUCUGAAAGCCAAGAAACUGUAAAUUAGAGAUGCCUUUGAACAAGGUGCUACAUACCAUCCAUGCCAAGCGGUGCUUGCUGGCACGCAGUUGUGAGCGAUGGUGGACGAGCUGCUGGCUUGUCAGCCCCUCGAUGACCCCCAUCACCAUAGUCCUGUCACUGGACAUUCAAAAGGACAUGUAAAUUCCCUGCUCCACACAAAGACCACUCCUGGGGGUACACGCAGCUCUCCUCCCUCUGAUUCCCACCAGCCCCAAUGAGUGCUGAGCCCCAUGGUGGGUUUCCCAAUACCUACCAGAGUGAACUGGAACACACAUUUCAUGAAUUCAGGACAGGGUCCACCAAAACCAAUGGAGCAGGACACAACUGAUACCAAGUGUUGGGAACUGGAUCUCUGUCAUUUAAGCACCGUUUCCUCUGACAACAGUUAAGAGCAGAAAAGAUAGUAAGAAGCUUUACCUGAAAGUGAAUGGGGCUGCACAUGAAGCUCUGUGAUAACAGAGCUUGCCACUUUCUUGUGGCUUCAAACUGGUUGAAAGCUAGCUAGUAACCCAGCUUCUGGUCCUGGUUUACUGAACCUGAC
Molecule: messenger RNA, 4257 nt
Organism: Haliaeetus leucocephalus (bald eagle)
Lineage: Eukaryota; Metazoa; Chordata; Aves; Accipitriformes; Accipitridae
Gene: MAP3K20
Product: mitogen-activated protein kinase kinase kinase MLT
Exons: 20
Coding region: 199-2580 (793 amino acids)
Biological process (GO): protein phosphorylation
Cellular component (GO): cytoplasm
Molecular function (GO): protein binding; ATP binding; protein kinase activity
Source: RefSeq, a predicted model, not a curated record